This is a messenger RNA of Aspergillus puulaauensis, 1728 nucleotides long. RefSeq lists its product as uncharacterized. The transcript has 3 exons. NCBI's taxonomy places the organism in Eukaryota, Fungi, Ascomycota, Eurotiomycetes, Eurotiales, Aspergillaceae. The record is from RefSeq and is a predicted model, not a curated record. Gene Ontology annotation, cellular component: nucleus. Gene Ontology annotation, molecular function: transcription cis-regulatory region binding; zinc ion binding; DNA-binding transcription factor activity, RNA polymerase II-specific. Gene Ontology annotation, biological process: positive regulation of transcription by RNA polymerase II. The coding region runs from base 1 to 1728 and encodes 575 amino acids.
AUGGAUACACAGCAGGACGAGACGAACAGGCCGAAGCCCGGAAAAACGCGGUCCAGAACCGGCUGCCGCACGUGUCGCAUCCGCAAGGUCAAGUGCGACGAAGAGAAGCUCCGCAUUGGAGGCCAGGCAGAGCCACACUGCCGGCGGUGCUCGGCAGCUCGCAUGCGCUGCGAAUGGCAGGGGCCCGUUCCCCGGAGGAAAACACGGCGUAUUGCAGUCCGUCAAUGCACGCAGUCUCAGUCGCAGGGUCCUCUUGUGCCGGCUUCAAUGCCCCUCCAUCCGAUACCCAGCUCGGGAAGUGUUGUGCAGGCGGCCAACUCCCUUACUUUGUCGCCCUUUGAUCGUCUUUGUUUAGAUUACCUCCAGGAUUCGGCGCUGGUUAUUGCUCUCGGAAAACACUGGCCAUGGUCUACGAUCUCCUAUGCGUAUCAGAAAAUCGCUGUGAAACAGCCCAUGCUCAUGAGUGCGAUUUUGGCCAGCACCGCAAGUGAAAUCCACCAGUCUCGACUACACGGCCAGGAGCGUCUGAGUCUCUCUGCAGGUGCGGAUUCAUCCGAUAUUGACGGCAGAAUACACUAUGGUCGCGCUCUGUCUGGUCUUCGCGAAGCUUUUAAUAGUAAUGAAAGGUCGCCUGAAAAGGUCGAGGCCAUCUUCAUUACUCUAUGGCUACUUAUAGACUACGAGAACCGCUUCGGAAAUGGCGCAAAUGCUAUAAAUAUUCAUAUUCGCGGCAUCCAUAGUCUCCUUGUGGACCAUGUUGUUCCGUCGUUGAAGAAUGGAGAUCACCCGAGAGCAAUCGAUUUCGAGGCCGAUACUGACGCCAUCCUACCGUCUGGAACCUGCUCCGAUACCGUGGGUCAUUCUCAAACGGCCCAUGGCCCUGUCAGUAAGAGAGGGGUUAUUCGAGAUGACCUUCGCCAGACAGCUGUGCCUUUAUUCCUGCUAUGGACACUAUACUUCUAUACACCGGCGGUAUUUCGGGGUCCUGGCGCCGCGACGAUAGACGAUAGCCUGUGUCGUUUGUUCCUUCAGGCGGAAACUGGAAUUGACGGCUUAACCUUGGAGGAUCUGUAUAGGAUUAGUCGGCAAUCGCCCUCUCGGUUCUGGGGGGACACCUACCCAGCAGCGGCGAAGCUGGAUGAUCUUGAAAACUUGCCUGGCUUGAGACUGUACCAUCAGAGCCAUGUACUGCAGUUCAGGAUUGGUGAGCUAUUCAACAACAGCCCUUCAGGGCUAGAAGAGGAAAGCUACAUCCAGAUUGUCGACGAGAUCAUUAGCAUAUCAGAGGAAUACGACGUCGUCCUCUCCUCAGCCAAAACCGCCCACUCGUGCGACGUCGGUAGCGACGGCCGCCGCGUCAUGGAAACAAUGUACUGGGCAUCCAUCGCCUUCUACGGCACAAUCGUCUACUUCUAUCUCUGCUUGGGAAGCACACACAACUCCACCUCACGAUUAAUGCCCCUCGAAACGGCCGUUUCACAUGUUUUAGAACUAUCGCUGCGGCUCCACCGGAGUAGACCCCGGCUGAUGCUGCGCAUCCCCUGGCAACUUUUCCUUGCAGGAAUUGCGACACCCGAUCGCAUUUACCAGGAUUGGGUUUCUAUCCGACUGCGAGAGCUGGGAUGCUAUGGGAGGAAUUUCGCCCGGUUGAGUGACCGGUUUGAUGAGAUUAUUCGGGGUGGUGAUCCUUUGGGGUCUGUGAGAUACUUGGGGACGCUGCAGGGUUAG